AUGGAACGCCCUGGCUCCCACCGAAGCCUCAGCGAGGUGCGGUCGGUUCAAAGAUACAGUGAUGCUGACACGGACGCCUUACUAGAUGACCUGUAUACGUUGGAGCAGCUGAAGGACCCGCGGAUGAAUAUACGCAUUGUAAGGCCGCUAGUUGAUCCGUUGUAUGAUCCAGACGACAUUCGACUCCAACCUUCUGUCGCCCUCCAAGUCACUCCAGUGUAUUGCUCCUCAUCAGACCGUCUCUCCAAAUCCACAGCCCAAAUAACUGCCGCCUACCGCAACCGCUACGCCUCCUACCUCGCGGCCACUUUCAACAUCAGCCUUGAAGCCGCCCAGUUGGAAACAGAUUACCAGCUCGCACCUCGGCGAGCCUCCGAGUUUUCGGAGGCAGAGGCCCAUCGAAGCUGA
Messenger RNA from Pseudogymnoascus destructans, 408 nucleotides. RefSeq lists its product as uncharacterized. The coding region runs from base 1 to 408 and encodes 135 amino acids. The transcript is spliced from 4 exons. The record is from RefSeq and is a predicted model, not a curated record. Lineage: Eukaryota; Fungi; Ascomycota; Leotiomycetes; Thelebolales; Thelebolaceae.